Setaria italica (foxtail millet) is the source of this 1036-nucleotide messenger RNA. RefSeq lists its product as uncharacterized. Bases 315 to 656 code for a protein of 113 amino acids. Lineage: Eukaryota; Viridiplantae; Streptophyta; Magnoliopsida; Poales; Poaceae. The record is from RefSeq and is a predicted model, not a curated record. The transcript is spliced from 2 exons.
GGUGCGUGUGCGCACGGGGAGACGACGAGGCGCAUUUCCAAAUCCAAAUCUCCCAUCCCGAGCCGGCGGCCCUCGCUUUCUCCGAAAAGAAGCCGAGGCAGGCAAGGCGCCCCUCGCCUUUUCACAUCUUCACUUCACUUCCUCCUCCAGCUAGCUUCCCUCUCCCGAUCCCUCCCUCCAACCCCACUCCGCCACCUCCUUCAACCUCCCUUCCUCCCUCCAUCCAUCCAUCCCACCCGCUCCUCGCUCACUCCAAAUCCCCGCUGCAACAGCGCACCGCGACAACCCAGGACAAAAACCCUAGCCGAGCAGCCAUGCCCAAGCUCCUCCCGCUCUUCGUGUUUCUGCUCUUCUCCUCGGCCGCGGCCUCCAGCAGCUCCCAGGCACAGGGAGCGGCGCCUUCUCGGCGGGGGCUGGUGCCGGUGGCCCCGGCGGAGGGGGAGCUGGGCGCGAUGGCGCUCGGGCUCAACGACACGCGGCGGCGGCUUGGGGGGAGCUUCCAGCUCUGCGCGCCCUGCACCUGCUGCGGCGGGGACAGGCACACCUGCGUCCUCGCGCCCUGCUGCUACGCCAUCAACUGCAACAUCCCCAACCGCCCCUUCGGGUACUGCUCCUUCAUGCCCAAGUCCUGCGACUGCCUCGGAUGCAACCUCUGACGCGGCUGCUCAGCUGCUGCUGUCGCCCGCGGGAUUCAUUAAAUUGGUCAGAGUAAGAGUUGAGAGAGUGGGGUAGUAAGGAAUAUGUAUAAAUUCCCCACCUGCUUAGUUAAGUGGCAAUUGCUGUUACUUCUAGCUAGUAUUUUGAUGUGAUCAUUAUUACGUGGUGUAGUUGCUACACUAGAUUUGUUUGAGAGAGGAAAAAAAAAGGGAGGGGGUUGGUUUGAUUUGGAGAUCACUGCUAGGGUGUUCAGCAAUCUCUAUCCUCUGCCUGUGGGAUUUUGUUUAUCCAUUUGGACACGACACAUGGAUGUCUGACUAGGAUACUACUUGUUGAUAGUGGCUAGUUAAUAGCUGGAAUAAUGGUUUCUUUAGGUUUC